AUGCCUCCCAAAUUCGACCCCGGCGAGAUUAAAGUUGUGUACAUGAGGUGCACAGGAGGAGAGGUCGGCGCUACAUCAGCCUUGGCUCCCAAAAUUGGGCCCUUGGGUCUGUCUCCCAAGAAAGUCGGCGAUGACAUUGCCAAGGCCACCGGUGACUGGAAGGGCCUGAGGAUCACCGUGAAGCUGACUAUCCAGAACAGACAGGCAGCGAUUGAGGUGGUUCCCUCUGCUUCUGCACUCAUCAUCAAAGCUCUGAAGGAGCCCCCUCGUGACAGGAAGAAGGUCAAGAACAUCAAGCACAGCGGAAGUGUGACUUUUGAUGACAUCGUGGGCGUCGCUCGUGUCAUGCGUCCUCGUUCCAUUGCCAGAGAGCUGUCUGGAACUAUCAAGGAAAUUCUGGGCACCGCUCAGUCUGUUGGCUGCACCAUCGAUGGUCGUCCUCCUCACGACGUCAUAGAUGACAUCAACAGUGGCAAAAUUGAGUGCCCAUCUGAGUAA
Messenger RNA from Nerophis lumbriciformis (worm pipefish), 498 nucleotides. NCBI's taxonomy places the organism in Eukaryota, Metazoa, Chordata, Actinopteri, Syngnathiformes, Syngnathidae. The record is from RefSeq and is a predicted model, not a curated record.